AUGGUUUUUGGAGUCCAGGACAUUGCAUUAUUAGAACAUGGAUGCAAGGCCUUGGAGGUGGACAGUUACAAGUCCCUGCUGAUCCUGGGGAUCCCUGAGGACUGUAGCCACCAAGAAUUUGAAGACAUCAUACGUGCCCCCCUUAAACCACUGGGCAAGUUCGAAGUGGCUAGUCAGGGCUAUCUAGAGGAAGACAGAUCCAAGGCAGCUAUCAUUAGGUUGGCCGAGGACCUCAAUUACGACGUGGUUCCCAGGGAGAUCAAGGGCAAGGGCGGUAUGUGGAGAGUGGUCUACAUGCCCAAAUGGCAGGACAUCGAAUUCCUCACCAAGCUCAAUUUGUUCCUGCGGAAAGAGGGCAGGACGGUAGAGGAUGUGGCCCGCAUCCUCAGGCAGGAGCUGUGUCCCACCCCAGUAGGUCCGGGAGAGCCACUUUCUCUGGAGCGGGAGGAGACUGCAGACAAGGGGGGCACCGCCGUGGGGCAUGGGACGCCCCGUCUAAAGGGCCCAGCGAAGGAGAGCAAGGCUGAAGAGGGCAAGAAGAAAAACAAGAAAAGUCGGCGCCGACAGCAGGCUUCUGAUAAGAGGCUAUGA
Messenger RNA from Cricetulus griseus (Chinese hamster), 591 nucleotides. Lineage: Eukaryota; Metazoa; Chordata; Mammalia; Rodentia; Cricetidae. The record is from RefSeq and is a predicted model, not a curated record.